CACUGAUCACCCUGUCCGAUCCCAUCCCCAGUCAUUGCCCUGCCCCAUCCUAUCGUCGUAUUCUUCUCACUUAAAGCAUGAUAUAACUUGGCCUUCACACCAAUCUAUCCUUAAAAGUUAUAGCCCAUAAUGGCUAGAGGAACGCCCGCCGUUUCCUCUCCCACGACUGCGACGCCCGCCUCCGCGGCACUGAAACGCUCCACGUCCAGUACGCAGAACAUGAAGAACCAGAAGUCAAUCCUUGGGUUCUUUCAGAAGUCGUCCCCAUCGACUCCAUCAACCGCUCGUAAUGCGGAACCUGCUUCUUCGCCAGCGGAGAGGGUCUCGGAGCAGCGCCGCGGGGGUGCCAAGGGCGCGGCAGAGAGGAAAAAGAGCGUUCCAAAAUUCAAGCAGGAAUUGGAACCGGUGCCGAGUAGUGAUCUGGUCAUCCCUGAAGAGGAUGAACAGGAAGAUAAUACUCAGGGAAGUCCGAAUGGAAAGCCCGAACUGAAGACUGCCUCUCCAUCACGGCGGGCCAAGAAGCAAGUCAACUACGUCGAAUCCGACUCUGAAGGCGAAGACGAUGAUGAGAAGAUAUUCCGCCCAGGCCGGAACAGCAGGAGCAAGCGGAGGAAGAUGUCACCAGAAAGUGAAGAUGAGUUCAACGAUGCUGGCGGAGACGUGGGCUACUCCGACGAUGAAAUGGACGAUUUUGUUGUUGCCGAUGAUUCGGAGGAAGAAGUCAAGCCAUCCAAGAAACGCAAGAGGCCGUCGAUCCAACCGAAGAGCAAGUCGUCUUCCUUGCCGCCUGUAUCAGCAGAAGAAGACAUGGACCUGGACAUUCCGGACGCGACUUCUGGCACAGCUCUCAAGUGGACAUACGACCCGGAAACUUCUGAACCUCGCCAGCCGCGCGCAGCCCCUACUCCCAAGAGCUCUUCGGUGGCUAAGAAGCAGAAAGCACAUGUUACGGAGCCUGAACAGCGGUAUGCCUGGCUUGCGAAUAUCCGCGACAUCGACGGACAUCCUAUCGGUCAUCCUGAAUAUGAUCCCCGGACUCUAUAUAUUCCCCCGUUGGCCUGGGCCAAGUUCUCUCCUUUUGAGAAGCAGUAUUGGGAGAUCAAGCAGAAGUUUUGGGACACCGUUGUCUUCUUUAAGAAGGGCAAAUUCUACGAGCUUUACGAGAACGAUGCUACUAUUGGACAUCAGCUUUUCGAUUUGAAGCUUACAGAUCGGGUAAACAUGCGCAUGGUCGGUGUCCCGGAGAUGAGCUUGGAUCACUGGGCCAACCAGUUCGUGGCCAAGGGAUUCAAGAUCGCUCGGGUCGACCAAAUUGAAUCAGCCUUGGGCAAGGAGAUGCGCGAGCGAGAUGGCAAGAAGGGCGGAGCUAAAGAAGACAAGGUCAUCAGGAGAGAACUCGCCUCUGUUCUCACAGCUGGUACUCUUGUUGAAGGCUCCAUGCUUCAGGAUGACAUGUCUACGUUCUGCGUUGCCAUUAAAGAAGCCCUGAUAGAUGAUCAGCCUGCGUUUGGAAUCGCUUUUGUCGACACUGCAACCGGUCAAUUCUUCCUAUCUGAGUUUGUAGACGAUGUGGACAUGACAAAAUUCGAAACGUUCGUCGCACAAACUCGACCGCAGGAGCUUCUCUUGGAGAAGUCUACAGUCUCUCAGAAGGCAUUGCGGAUUUUGAAAAACAACACGGGGCCGACCACAAUCUGGAACUACUUGAAACCAGGAAAGGAGUUCUGGGAAGCCGACAUUACGGUGAAAGAGCUUGAUGCUAGCGAGUAUUUUGUCUGCGAGGACGGUGAUAACCUGCAAGCAUGGCCCGAAGCACUUCGUGAAGCCCGCGAUAAGGAACUGGUCAUGUCCGCAUUUGGGGCUUUGGUGCAGUAUCUCAGAAUCCUCAAGAUCGAGCGUGACUUGAUAACCAUUGGCAACUUCACUGCAUACGACCCAAUCAAGAAGGCCACCAGCCUAGUGCUCGAUGGCCAAACCCUUAUCAACAUGGAGAUCUUUGCCAACUCCUUCGACGGUGGCUCUGAAGGCACGUUGUUCCAGCUCCUCAAUCGCUGCAUCACGCCUUUCGGCAAGCGGAUGUUCAAGCAAUGGGUUUGCCACCCGCUUGUGGAUGCGAACAAGAUCAAUGCUCGGCUGGAUGCAGUAGAUGCCCUCAACGCCGAUUCAAGUGUCAGGGAUCAGUUCUCCUCGCAGCUGACCAAGAUGCCUGACUUGGAGCGACUCAUUUCUCGUAUCCAUGCUGCAAACUGCAAGGCCCAGGACUUCUUGCGUGUCUUGGAAGGGUUUGAGCAGAUUGAGUACACCAUGAGUCUCCUCAAGGACAGUGGCUCCGGGGAAGGUGUCAUUGGACAGUUGAUCGGCGCAAUGCCUGACUUGAACGAGUUGCUUGAAUACUGGAAGACUGCCUUUGAUCGCUCGAAGGCGAGGGAGAAUGGCAUCUUGGUGCCCAAGCCUGGUGUCGAAGAGGAUUUCGACAACUCCCAAGAACAUAUCGAGCAAAUCCACCGAGACCUUGAGAGCCUUCUGAAGCGCGUGCGCCGGGAACUUGGCUCUUCCGCCAUCAUCUACAAGGACAACGGCAAGGAGAUCUAUCAGCUAGAGGUACCGAUCAAGGUGAAGAACAUUCCCAAGGGCUGGGAUCAAAUGUCCGCAACGAAACAAGUCAAGCGCUACUAUUUCCCGGAGCUGCGGAAACUUAUCCGUCAGUUGCAAGAAGCUCAAGAAACGCACAGUCAGAUCGUCAAAGAAGUCGCUGGCCGAUUCUAUGCACGGUUUGAUGAGAACUAUGCGACCUGGCUUGCUGCUGUCCGCAUCGUUGCUCAGCUUGACUGCCUCAUUAGUCUUGCCAAAGCUUCUGCCUCUCUAGGCCAACCCAGCUGCCGCCCAGUGUUUGUCGACGAUGAGAGAAGCGUCCUCGAAUUCGAGGAGCUGCGCCACCCAUGCCUGGUCUCCGCCGUGGGCGAUUUCAUCCCCAACGACGUGCAACUGGGAGGCAACCGCCCCAACAUUGACCUCCUCACUGGAGCCAACGCGGCCGGAAAGUCCACCGUCCUACGAAUGACCUGCGUUGCCGUCAUCAUGGCCCAAAUCGGCUGCUACCUCCCUUGUCAAUCCGCCCGCCUCACCCCCGUCGACCGAAUCAUGUCCCGACUGGGCGCCAACGACAACAUCUUCGCUGCGCAAUCCACCUUCUUCGUCGAGCUCUCCGAAACCAAAAAGAUCCUCUCCGAAGCCACCCCCCGCUCCCUCGUCAUCCUCGAUGAGCUCGGCCGCGGCACCAGCUCCUACGACGGCGUCGCCGUCGCCCAGGCCGUCCUCCACCACGUCGCCACACACAUCGGCGCUCUCGGCUUCUUCGCAACACACUACCACUCCCUGGCGGCCGAGUUCGAAGGACACCCCGAGAUCGCCCCGAAGCGCAUGCGCAUCCACGUCGACGACGAGGAACGCCGCGUUACCUUCCUCUAUAAGCUCGAGAACGGCGUCGCGGAGGGCAGUUUCGGUAUGCACUGCGCCGCCAUGUGCGGUAUCCCAGAUAAGGUCAUCGAGCGUGCAGAAGUGGCCGCCAAACAGUGGGAACAUACCAGUCGUCUCAAGGAGUCUCUGGAACGCCGGAAAGGCGGUGGUCUCAUCGGAAUGGGCUGGUGGAGUGAUAUCGCGUGGGCGCUGCGUGAUACAACCACGACGACUGAGAACGAGGAGGUCAGUGAUCGGAGUCUUGAGGUGUUGAGAAAGGCGAUUGAAGCUCUGUGAGCAUCAAAACUGUGUGUUAUGACCUAGCCUGUGUUUUCUCCCUCGUCAUCAAAAGCCAUUCUCACAUAGAUAUGAUGUCUGUUACUACUACUCUUGUUCUCUAUUUUUAUUAUAUGUACUGGGUUGGGAUAGGCGUUAGGUCGGGAUAUGUUACUGUUGAUUUCAAACCCGUGGGGAUAUAAUCCUGGUUAAUCUAUCGUGAUUCAAGAUUUGA
Messenger RNA from Aspergillus ibericus CBS 121593, 3967 nucleotides. RefSeq names its product mismatch repair ATPase MSH6. The record is from RefSeq and is a predicted model, not a curated record. Gene Ontology annotation, molecular function: ATP binding; ATP-dependent DNA damage sensor activity; mismatched DNA binding. The coding region runs from base 130 to 3753 and encodes 1207 amino acids. NCBI's taxonomy places the organism in Eukaryota, Fungi, Ascomycota, Eurotiomycetes, Eurotiales, Aspergillaceae. Gene Ontology annotation, cellular component: MutSalpha complex; nucleus. The transcript has 5 exons. Gene Ontology annotation, biological process: mismatch repair.